Molecule: messenger RNA, 164 nt
Organism: Symbiodinium necroappetens
Lineage: Eukaryota; Dinophyceae; Suessiales; Symbiodiniaceae
Source: the annotation of a GenBank genome assembly
CUCUAUGCCGCCUUCGCUCCCUUGCUGAUCUCCACUGCGAAAUCCGCACAGGACGAGUCUUACAAGAACUUGUCCUACAAGCUCGUUUGCUACACGGCGGAAACGGUCCUGCUGCAGCAGGACUCUGUCUCGUGCGUCAACCGCACACUGGCUCUUCAGAAUGG